AUGACGGUACUUAAUCAGGACAUCAAACUUGAAACCUUAGCCAAAUUACAAGCAGACGAUGCAGAAUUGAAGGUCUGUAGAGAAAAGUCUAGCUUGAACCUAAAAUCGGUACCUAUUCCUUUCUCAGACGCAUCCAUAAUUUGUGACACUUCAACAGGCAAUAAUCGCCCUUUUGUCCCUCAGGCUUGUCGACUAAAGUUAUUCCAACACUUGCAUGGUUUAUCACAUCCGGGCAUCCGAGCUACUACAAAGCUGAUAACUGAACGUUUUGUUUGGCCGAAAAUCAAUUCAGAUAUUAAACGUUGGACACGUGGUUGCCUUCAGUGUCAACGUAGUAAGAUCCAAAAGCAUACUAUUAGUCCAAUCGGAAAAUUUCCUAUUCCGGAUAGACGUUUUCAGCACAUCCAUUUAGAUUUAGUAGGACCUCUACCUUCGUCAAAUUCUUUUACUCACAUCCUCACGGCAAUAGACAGAUUCACUCGAUGGGCCAUUGCAUGCCCCAUCAAAGACACAUCAGCUGAGACUGUAGCAUCCGUUUUACUAGACCGAUGGAUAUCGCACUACGGUGUACCGACAACCAUCACAACUGAUCGUGGUCCUCAGUUCCAGUCUAUCCUGUUUCAGGAGUUCACAAGACUUCUGGGCGUAAAACACAUCAGAACCACAGCUUACCACCCGGCAGCAAACGGCAUGGUUGAAAGAUUUCACCGGCAAUUAAAAAGCUCACUCAUGGCUCAAACUGAUUCAACAAAAUGGAGUGAUGCCUUGCCGCUUGUUCUCCUUGGGAUUCGUGCCACGGUGAAAGAAGACAUAGGUUAUACACCCGCCGAGUUAGUCUAUGGUACAGCUCUAACGUUACCGGGCCAACUAGUCAACUGUGAACCUACAACGCAAGAAGAUGCUACUCAUUUCGCAAGUUGCCUAUUACAAGUGAUGCAGAACAUUAGAGCAAUACCACCGCGAGAAUACAACAAUCCAGUCCAUCUCGACAAACAUUUAGAAACGUGCAAAUUUGUUUUUGUUCGAGUAGACGCGGUGAAAAAGCCACUAACACCACCAUAUGAAGGUCCGUAUAAAGUAAUAAAACGCACUUGCAAAUAUUUCAUUAUCAACAAAAACGGAAACAAUGAAACCAUUUCCAUAGACCGAAUUAAACCAGCUUUCUACGAACCCCCUCAAGCCACUGAUGACAAUACGGCGAACAAACAAUCACUCCCAUCAAUUGUUAAGAAACAAGAGGAAGAGGAAAAACUCAGCACUACACCCUCUUGUUUAACACGAUCUGGGAGACUUAUUAAAAAACCCAAACGUUAUAUACAUUUUAUGGACUAA
Molecule: messenger RNA, 1332 nt
Organism: Schistosoma rodhaini
Lineage: Eukaryota; Metazoa; Platyhelminthes; Trematoda; Strigeidida; Schistosomatidae
Source: the annotation of a GenBank genome assembly